This is a messenger RNA of Salvia miltiorrhiza (redroot sage), 1410 nucleotides long. RefSeq names its product putative late blight resistance protein homolog R1B-16. The transcript has a single exon. Gene Ontology annotation, biological process: protein folding. NCBI's taxonomy places the organism in Eukaryota, Viridiplantae, Streptophyta, Magnoliopsida, Lamiales, Lamiaceae. Bases 1 to 1410 code for a protein of 469 amino acids. The record is from RefSeq and is a predicted model, not a curated record. Gene Ontology annotation, molecular function: alpha-tubulin binding.
AUGGGAGUGUUUGAGGAAGAUCGCUCAAUUAGAGUCUCGAAACUGAACAAGCUAUGGGUUUCUGAGGGUUUUCUUAAACCAAAAGAUAACAAAAGCUUGGAAACAGUAGGUGAAGAGUACUUGAAGGAGCUAGUUGACAGAAAUCUCAUUCUUGUUCAUAAAUUGGGCUCACUUGGGAAUAUAAAACAAUGCAAAAUUCAUGACUUAUUGAGAGAUUUGUCAUUGAAAGAAGCUCAAAAGCAGAGGUUUUAUUAUGUCCCGAGGCAAAAUAGUCUUGAAGGCAUCGAUGCACAACGUCGUGUUGUUAUUCCCAAAAGUACUUCGAAGGAGAAGGUCCUCGAUGCCUUGAAAUCUAUGUCGCAUGCUCGUUCCUACAUAAGUGAAUAUCGAAUAGUUUGCGAAUUGCCAGAUUCUAGAUUGUUGAGGAUGCUGAAUACAUUUGAUAAAAAUGUAAACUCACGCACAUUUUCUCAUAACACACAAGAUGUGUUUCAAUUGGUGAACUCGCGAUUCCUUGCUCUAGAAUCUUUUGGAGACAAGCAUGUUUCUUCGUCACUCUCUCUGCUUUGGAAUCUGCAUACACUAAUCGUUUCAUCAGGUGAUGUUAUUGCGCCGAUUGAGAUUUGGAAGAUGCAUCAACUUAGGCACGUCGACUUUGGUUAUACGGAUUCGUUGUAUCUGCCUGAUCCUCCGAGUAGCGAGAGCGAUGUUAUCAUCAUGGAGAAUCUACUCACGCUUAAAGGAGUGAAGAAUUUGUAUUUGAAUGAAGAAGUGGUGAAGAGAAUUCCCAAUAUCAAGAAAUUGGAUAUAAGCUACGUGGGAGAUCUGAUUGAGAGAGCAGAUUGUCUCAGCUAUCUUCAUUGUUUGAGUAAACUGGAAAUCUUCAGCUGCUCCACACAGUGUGAUGAGUAUUUGCGAAAGAUUCGCUUCCCGGAUUCACUCAAGAAGUUGACUCUCGAUGCCUCGUAUGAUUUUGAUCUUGAGUUGGAAGACAUGUUGGUAAAGAUUGGCUCGUUGCCCCUUCUUGAGAAGCUUGUAUUAAAAUGGGGUAUCUUCAAAACAUGCAGGUGGGAAACAAUUGAAGGCCAUUUUCCCAAGCUCAAGUCAGUAGCUUUGUGGUGGUGUAAAGAUCUGGAAAACUGGAGCUUAGAGAGCUCCCACUUUCCACAUCUUGAGAAGCUUGUUAUGUUUAGAUUAAACGAACUCAAGGAGAUUCGUUCAGAAAUCGGAGAAAUACCAACGCUCAAAUCAAUUGUGUUGACAGAAUGCAGUGAAUCAGCAGCGGUGUCAGUUAAGAAGAUAGUAGAGGAACAAGAGGAUUUGUACGGAGACGAAGUAGACCUUCGUGUUCGAGUUAUAUGCCGAGGAGGCACAGAAAAAAGCACGAGCACUGCAACAUUUAGCAAGUAG